AUGGAGUUCAUUCGCAGAUUUGGGCUUCUGGCGAUUUCACAGCCCUGGAGGAGAGCUCCAAGGAGGCUGUUAGUGUCGCACUACUGGCGGAAUGCUCGUCGAAACUCCACAGUGCCGCCACUGCCCGGCUCGUCCAGCAUUGUACUCCGCGAUUACCAGGAAGAGUGCAUACAAUCGGUGCUCAACUACCUCGACGAGGGUCACCGGCGCCUUGGGAUAUCUCUAGCAACUGGAGCUGGAAAGACAGUCAUCUUCACACAGCUUAUCAGCCGGAUUCCACCACGCGAUGCGGAAGCUACGAAGACUAUGAUUAUCGUCCACCGGCGCGAACUCGUCGAACAAGCUGCGAAACAUUGCCGCCUAGCAUACCCGGAUAAGAUUGUGGAGAUUGAAAUGGGAAACAAUGUUGCGACAGGACAUGGAGAUAUUAUCAUUGCAUCCGUGCAGACACUUGCCCGAGGCCGCAUUCACAAGUUCGACCCGAAGCUCUUCAAGUUGAUCCUUGUGGAUGAAGCACAUCAUAUCGUUGCACGAUCGUACCGUGAAGCGCUGGGCCAUUUUGGACUCAAUGAGCCAUCUCCAAAUGCACCAGUUCUUGUUGGUGUCUCGGCUACUUUUGCGCGAUUCGACGGGCUGAAACUCGGCGCCGCAAUCGAUCACAUUGUCUACCACAAAGAUUACGUGGACAUGAUUGGUGAAAAAUGGCUGGCCAAUGCAGUAUUCACGACCGUGAAAUCCGAGGCGAAUCUCUCAAAUGUCAAAAAGGACAAGUUUGGCGAUUUUGCUCUGGGCUCGCUUUCCGAGGCGGUUAACACUGCGAAUACCAACAACAUCACCGUGCGUGCCUGGAUGGCUAAUGCCGAAGGUCGGAAGUCUACACUUGUCUUUUGUGUGGACGUCGAGCAUGCCAAACAACUGACCGCAACGUUUCGGGAACACGGCGUUGAUGCUCGGUACAUAACUGCCACCACUCAUAAGAAUGUACGCUCCGAGCAGCUGGAGGCGUUCAAAAAGCAAGAGUUUCCUGUGCUUCUGAAUUGUGGUCUGUUUACUGAAGGCACGGAUAUCCCCAACAUUGAUUGCGUACUCUUGGCGCGUCCGACCAGAUCCAGGAAUUUGCUUAUUCAGAUGAUUGGACGUGGACUGCGUCUGUUCCCCGGAAAAGAAGACUGUCAUAUCAUUGACAUGGUUGCUUCAUUGGCAACGGGUGUCUUGUCAACACCAACAUUGUUUGGACUCCACCCCGACGAAGUAUUGAACCAGUCUUCUGUGGAAGAUAUUCGAGAAGGGCGUGCGGAAGAUAAGCUGCUCAAGCCAUCAGAAGACCCAGUGGCAGGCCAGGAGGGUGAUGGUGAUGUCAAUAUCCAGUUCACCAAAUACGACAGCAUCUACGACCUGCUAGAUGACACACGCUCUGAGAAACACAUCCGUUCUCUCAGUCCAAACUCCUGGGUCCGAGUUGAUGAUCAAAAAUACCUUUUGUCAGAAUCUUCAGGCUGGCUAACCCUGGAGAAAGAAGAAGACAUGUACAACGUGUAUCACGUCAUGAAAUUCACCAACCCAAUGACCGAGACACCACAAUUCACACGUCCCCGACGAAUCGCUUCAGGAACAGACCUUGAAACAGCCGUCCGUGCUGCUGACACCUACGCCAGUAGCAAAUUUGACGAGCGAUACAUUGCAUCAUGGAAGCCCUGGAGGCAGAAUCCGGCCACAUCUGGACAAAUUCAGUUAUUGAACAAAGCUCGCAUCCGGGAAGGUAAACUACGACCUGGGGAUCUGACGAGGGGCCAAGCGGCCGAUAUGAUCACAAAACUGAAGUUUGGGGGCAAGAAGCGAUUUAAGAGUAUUGAAGUUCAAAAACGCAAGGCUGAGCGGAAAGAAAAGGCCAUGAAUGAAUUCGAUGAGCUGCGCAGGAGGACUAAUGUCAAGGUUGGGCCUGUGGAAGGCUGA
Messenger RNA from Penicillium subrubescens, 1953 nucleotides. RefSeq names its product DEAD/DEAH box helicase. The record is from RefSeq and is a predicted model, not a curated record. The transcript is spliced from 2 exons. Bases 1 to 1953 code for a protein of 650 amino acids. NCBI's taxonomy places the organism in Eukaryota, Fungi, Ascomycota, Eurotiomycetes, Eurotiales, Aspergillaceae. Gene Ontology annotation, molecular function: ATP binding; DNA binding; hydrolase activity.